CGCCGCUGCCGCUGCUGCAUUGUGGGAAGCGGCCGCCUGAGCCGGACCCACCUCACUCGCCGCCGCCCAGACUGACUCCUGCCUCUGCCGCAGCGGCGGCCGCCGCCAUCGCCAUGGGGGCCGUGACCGACGAUGAAGUUAUUCGCAAGCGACUUUUGAUUGAUGGAGAUGGUGCAGGUGAUGACAGAAGAAUUAAUUUGUUGGUGAAGAGUUUCAUCAAGUGGUGCAAUUCUGGAUCUCAAGAAGAAGGGUACACCCAAUAUCAGCGCAUGCUGAGCACCCUAUCACAGUGUGAAUUUUCAAUGGGAAAAACCUUGCUUGUAUAUGAUAUGAAUCUCAGAGAGAUGGAGAAUUAUGAAAAAAUCUACAAAGAUAUUGAAAAUAGCAUAGCUGCAGCACAUGACAAAAUUGCAGAGUGCAAAAAGCAGAUUCUUCAAGCAAAACGAAUACGAAAAAAUCGCCAAGAAUAUGAUGCUUUGGCUAAAGUAAUACAGCACCAUCCAGAUAGACAUGAAACAUUAAAGCAAUUAGAAGCACUGGGGAAAGAACUUCAACAUCUUUCGCAUAUCAAAGAAAAUGUUGAAGACAAACUGGAGUUAAGACGAAAGCAAUUUCAUGUUCUUCUGAGCACAAUUCAUGAGCUUCAGCAGACACUGGAAAAUGAUGAGAAACUUUCAGAAGCAGAAGACUCCUCCCCAAUGGAUGCAGAAGAUAAAGAAUAGAUGGAUUCUAGAUGUAAUUUAGAAGCCUUGGAUUUUUUGUUUUUGUUUGUUUAAACUGAUGAAUAAAUAGAACUUUACUUUUUUGUCCUUAUGAACUCAGUUUUGUUUCCACUGAAGUGCAUUUUAUCUUGAUGUUUAAAUAUUCUGUCAUUUUUGUACAAUGAAUAAAUAGGUAGAAUUCCAUAAUAAAAUUAUUCAAUCUUGGAUUCGCA
Varanus komodoensis (Komodo dragon) is the source of this 934-nucleotide messenger RNA. RefSeq names its product THO complex 7 (gene THOC7). The transcript is spliced from 8 exons. Bases 114 to 722 code for a protein of 202 amino acids. Gene Ontology annotation, biological process: mRNA export from nucleus; mRNA processing. The record is from RefSeq and is a predicted model, not a curated record. Gene Ontology annotation, cellular component: THO complex part of transcription export complex. NCBI's taxonomy places the organism in Eukaryota, Metazoa, Chordata, Lepidosauria, Squamata, Varanidae.